Pantherophis guttatus is the source of this 3189-nucleotide messenger RNA. RefSeq names its product transmembrane and coiled-coil domains 4 (gene TMCO4). Lineage: Eukaryota; Metazoa; Chordata; Lepidosauria; Squamata; Colubridae. The record is from RefSeq and is a predicted model, not a curated record.
ACCUGUGCGUAACUCCUUCCGGGAAUCGCUCUUUGGCGUAGGGUGGGCCUAGGCGGCCUUUGGAAGCCUCGGACUCGAGUGAGCGGCCAAGCCCGCUUGAGGCCACCGGAAGGCUGGGGAAGCUCCGCCGCCCGAUGCGACCUUUCUCCAAGGCUCCAGGACGGGCUAAGGACUCCAAACACCAGCAUUCCCAUCGACGGAAAGGUGUGGUCCUGCAAAGCCAGGAGGAAGUGAGAAAUGAAACCAGCUGCUUCGAGGGUUAUUAUCUACACCGGCUGGUUAGCAACGCCUCUGAUCUGGAAAGUGCUUUCCCCGUAAAGCAGAUUAUGACCUGAAUAGAUGGACAUGUCUGCUGAUCCCCGGCCAGGUGGGAGGCCCUGGAGAAGCCGGCCGAAGGAGGAAGAAGACACGGGACCAAGGACAGGUCCUGGCGCACAGUUGGGUGACCCGGGGAAAUAUGCCUACGCGGCUCUCUGCGCCGUUUCCUUGGCCUCGUUGUUUCCGGACCAGGAGGAAAGUGCCUACAGGACGGGAGUGGUGGAGAACCUGGUCAGGUGGCUGGAGUUGUCGGACACCGUGAUGCCAUCCAUGCUGGCCUUUGCCGGAGGUCUGGGGGCUGAAGGGACCGAGACCUUCGCUCGGAUCCUUCUGAGCGAGCCGCUUCUGAAGGAUGAGCCCGGCGCCAUUAUGCUGGACCUGGUCUCCUUUUCUCUUAAGGACGGCUACUACGAUGCUCGCAUGCGGGUGCUUCUGUCCCACAUGGCCGGGUUGUUGGAGAUCCCCUUGGCAGAACUGGAAGACGCAGAGGACUAUCUCCUUGAAUGUCUGAAGGAGGAAAAAGAGGCGGAAUCGGAAUCGGACGAAGGCAAGCGGAAGAAGAAGGAGAGGAGGAAGAGGCUGAAGCGGUACCUGCUGAUUGGCCUAGCGACCGUAGGUGGAGGGACGGUCAUCGGCCUGACCGGAGGAUUGGCAGCUCCCUUGGUGGCUACUGGAGCAGCGGCCAUCAUUGGGACCGCUGGGGCCACGGCCUUGGGGUCGGCAGCCGGAGUGGCCAUUAUCGGUUCUCUCUUCGGAGCCGCUGGAGCAGGACUCGUGGGGUACAAGAUGAAAAAGCGGGUGGGGGCCAUCGAAGAAUUUGAAUUCCUUCCUUUAACUGAAGUGAAGCAGCUCCAUAUCACCAUUGCCAUCACCGGCUGGCUUUCUCCGGGGAAAUACGGCAGUUUCACGGCUCCCUGGAGCAGCCUCUUACAGUCCAAGGAGCAAUACUGCUUAGCCUGGGAGUCUAAGUACCUGCUGGAGCUGGGCAGCACCCUGGAUGCCUUGUGGAAUGGGUUGGUCAACAUGGCCGCCCAGGAAGCCCUGAAGUACACCGUCUUGGCGGGGAUCGUGACAGCCCUCACCUGGCCUGCUUCUCUGCUGGCGGUAGCUGGUGUGAUCGACAACCCCUGGGGCGUGUGUCUCCAUCGCUCCACGGAGGUCGGAAAACACUUGGCGCAGAUACUUCUCAGCCGGCAGCAGGGCAAGCGGCCGGUGACCCUGGUUGGGUUCAGUCUUGGCGCUAGAGUGAUCUACUUCUGCCUGCAGGAGAUGGCCAAGGAGAAAGACUGCGCAGGGAUCAUUGAAGACGUGGUGCUGCUGGGGGCCCCCGUAGAAGGCGAUCCCAAAUCCUGGAAACUGAUCACCAAAGUCAUUUCAGGCAGGAUCAUCAAUGGCUUCUGCAGGGGCGACUGGCUGUUGAGAUAUGUCUACCGCACCGCGUCCAUUCAGCUGAGCGUCGCGGGGCUUCAGCCUGUCUGCCUCGAUGACCGCCGGAUGGUGAACGUGGAUCUGUCUUCCGUUGUGAAUGGCCACCUGGACUACAUGAAGCAGAUGGACACCAUCCUGAAGGCCGUGGGGCUCAAAACGAGGCAGGGCCUGCAAGAACAAGGGGGCCUCCUGGGAGGGCCUUCUCCCCCCAGCGAGGAGGAGAAGCAAGGGAUGCCUCCAGAUGGCGCAGCCUCUGAGGGGCCCAGUAGGCUGGGCAAACCCGACAUGGAUGGACCCGAGGAUGGGGCAGGCCUCAACGGCGAUGAAGACUCCUGGUGCUGGGAGCCAGUCUCCGCUCCUGGACAAGAAUGUGCGGUUGCUCCAGCAAGGGGAUCUAAAAAGGGAUCAGCCUCCUGAAAUUCUCACCUCCUCUUGAUAUUCCCAAAAUCUUCUCUGCGGACCUUGGGGUGCCCCGACACCCCGAGGAGAUGCAUUUUGCACGGAUGUUCUGAGCUAGGCUUCCCAAAAGCGUGAAGCAGACUCCUUCUCCCGACAUAUUAUUAUUAAUAAUUUUUAUUAAGUGACUGUGAAUUCCUCUCAUUCACAUCCAGCAAAGUCUUUCAAGGGAGAAUUGACAGUCACAGACCUUAUCUGGCUUGGAGAGCUGCCAGGCCGAUAUCUUCAAAACUUGGCAAGGAGUUUCGGAGAGUCACGAACCAAUUAAGCGAACUAAUUGUCUCCUGCAAACUCCCCUCCCCUUUCGCUCCUCUUUUAUUCCCUCUGGGAGGGGCCAUUCACUGUCCACCUGCGGCUUUACUCCUGAGUCGCCCCUUGUUCUUCAGCUGUUCCCUUCGUCUGGCAACUCUGCGCAUGCGCACACUGGGAACAGGCUCCAGCUGUUUGUCUGCCUCACUGAUGUCUGCCUCCAAAGGCAGCUGAUAAUUGUCAGACGGCGCUGGCCCCCUCUCUGCCUCCGAUGCAGAGCCCUCAUCCGAGCCUUUCCCAGACUCCAGGAACUCGCCCAUAUUCCUCCCCAACCUCCUCAUUGUCCGAAUCCGCUGCCAGCUCUGCUGGCCGCUGCGGGUCACAACACUAGGGCUGUUUAGAAGAACUGUGUCUUUUUUCUCUUGUACUUGAUCCCACGACCCUGGAAAACCUCCAAAAAACUGACACGAGUCAGCAACUCCCUCUGCACUCUUUUUCUCCGAGGCCUGGUAUCCUUCCCCUGAACAUGGAGGCUCUGUUUCUUGAUUGCCUGCCCCGUCUCUGGCUUGCGUCAGAAGCCGGCGCUCCGAAACCUCAGCUCUGCGAGUCCCUGACUACAGCUCCCAUUCUCCACUGGCAGCAGGGGUGGCUUUGUAGUCCAAUCGUGUCCGGGGGAAGUGAACCUUGGAAGGGCUAACCCCCCCCCGUCCCCCCUCCCCACAGCUCGUGCUUUUUUUU